GGGACAUCCAGUGAGGACAUGAAAAUGGAAAAUACAACUGUGCUGACAGAGUUUGUUCUUACAGGACUUACAAAUCAAUCACAGUGGAAAAUUCCACUGUUCUUAGGGUUCUUGCUAAUAUAUCUCCUCACCAUCAUGGGGAAUCUGGGACUCAUUGCUCUUAUCUGGAGUGACCCUCACCUUCACAUCCCCAUGUACUUGUUCCUUGGGAGUUUAGCCUUUGUGGAUGCUUGCUUGUCAUCCACAGUGACUCCAAAGAUGCUGGUCAACUUGUUAGCCAGAAAUAAGAUGAUAUCUCUCUCAGAAUGUAUGAUACAAUUUUUUUCCUUUGCAGUAAGUGCAACCACAGAAUGCUUUCUGUUGGCAACAAUGGCUUAUGAUCGCUAUGUAGCUAUAUGUAAACCUUUACUUUAUCCAGUGAUUAUGACAAAUGGACUAUGUAUCCGGCUCUUAGUCUUGUCAUUUGUGGGUGGCUUUGUUCAUGCCUUAAUUCAUGAAGGAUUUUUACUCCAAUUAACCUUCUGUCAUUCCAAUGUAAUACAUCACUUUUAUUGUGACAUUAUACCCUUGUUAAAGAUGUCCUGUACUGAUCCUUCUAUUAAUAUUCUGAUGCUUUUUAUUUUGUCUGGCUCAAUUCAAGCAUUUACCAUUGUGACAGUUCUGGUAUCUUACACAUUUAUUCUCUUUACAGUCUUAAAAAAGAAAUCUGAAAAAGGAAUAAGAAAAGCCUUCUCCACUUGUGGAGCCCAUUUGUUGUCUGUCUUGUUAUACUAUGGCUCUCUUCUCUUCAUGUAUGUUCUCCCUGCAUCUCAACAAGCAGAUGAUCAAAAUAUGGUGGACUCUCUGUUUUAUACAAUCAUAAUUCCUUUAUUAAAUCCAAUUAUCUACAGUCUGAGAAAUAAGAAUGUUAUACAUUCAUUAACAAAAAUGUUAAAGGGGAAUUUUUAG
Molecule: messenger RNA, 948 nt
Organism: Lepus europaeus (European hare)
Lineage: Eukaryota; Metazoa; Chordata; Mammalia; Lagomorpha; Leporidae
Product: olfactory receptor 5H8-like
Exons: 1
Coding region: 19-948 (309 amino acids)
Biological process (GO): sensory perception of smell; G protein-coupled receptor signaling pathway
Cellular component (GO): membrane
Molecular function (GO): olfactory receptor activity; odorant binding; G protein-coupled receptor activity
Source: RefSeq, a predicted model, not a curated record